Lepidothrix coronata (blue-crowned manakin) is the source of this 12348-nucleotide messenger RNA. RefSeq names its product calcium voltage-gated channel subunit alpha1 C (gene CACNA1C). The record is from RefSeq and is a predicted model, not a curated record. Gene Ontology annotation, biological process: calcium ion import across plasma membrane. The transcript is spliced from 50 exons. Gene Ontology annotation, molecular function: high voltage-gated calcium channel activity. Gene Ontology annotation, cellular component: membrane; voltage-gated calcium channel complex. NCBI's taxonomy places the organism in Eukaryota, Metazoa, Chordata, Aves, Passeriformes, Pipridae. Bases 480 to 7052 code for a protein of 2190 amino acids.
GGGCUGGGACUGUGCUCUCUUCCUCUGCAGAAACAGCUCCCUGCCAACACAACGCGCUCAGAAUGGCUUUGAAGAGGAGGAGCAGCAGCGUUUGAACAUCUCUCUUUUUUUUUUGCCUUCCUCCUUCUCUUACUCUUGUAGUUGGUGGAUUUUUAAAAAGACAUUUAGCCCUCAGAGGUUUGUCCUGGAUGCUUUUGCUUUUUUCCUUUAUCCCCCCCCUCUCUCUCGUUUCCCCCCUUCCUGUUCUUUUUUAUGGUUUAACAGCCAGAGGUGCUGUGCUAAAUUCUUGGAAGGGGCCCGGAUGUACUGAGGAUGCAUUGCAAUUUCACUAAAGGAGGCAGUAGUGGAAAGGAUCAGUUUUUGGUGUUUGAUGCAAUAAUGGGAAUCAGGUAAUAAUAAAAGGGGAAAUUCUACAGCUCCAUUCUUCCUUGAAUUUUACCAAGCCGAUUUUCGGAGGGAUUAAUCUGGACUCGUUUUAAAUGGUCAAUGAAAACAAGAGGAUGUACAUUCCAGAAGAAAACCAUCAAGGUUCCAACUAUGGGAGUCCCCGUCCAGCUCAUGCCAACAUGAAUGCCAAUGCAGCUGCAGGGCUUGCCCCAGAGCACAUCCCUACUCCGGGGGCAGCUCUGUCCUGGCAAGCUGCGAUCGAUGCUGCCAGGCAAGCCAAGCUGAUGGGGAGCGCUGGCAAUGCAACGAUAUCCACAGCCAGCUCCACGCAGAGGAAACGGCAGCAGUAUGGGAAGCAGAAAAAACAGGGUACCACCACAGCUACACGUCCUCCCCGGGCACUGCUGUGUUUAACACUGAAAAAUCCCAUCCGGAGGGCCUGUAUCAGCAUCGUCGAAUGGAAACCAUUUGAAAUAAUUAUUUUACUGACUAUUUUUGCCAAUUGUGUGGCCUUAGCUAUCUAUAUCCCCUUUCCAGAAGAUGAUUCCAAUGCCACCAAUUCCAAUCUGGAACGAGUGGAAUAUCUCUUUCUCAUAAUUUUUACAGUGGAAGCAUUUUUAAAAGUAAUAGCAUACGGACUUCUCUUUCACCCCAACGCUUACCUCCGCAAUGGCUGGAAUUUACUAGAUUUUAUAAUUGUGGUAGUAGGGCUUUUUAGUGCAAUUUUAGAACAAGCAACCAAAGCAGAUGGGGGGAAUUCAAUAGGAGGAAAAGGUGCCGGAUUCGAUGUUAAAGCACUGCGGGCUUUCCGAGUAUUACGUCCAUUACGGCUGGUGUCUGGAGUUCCUAGUCUCCAGGUGGUUUUAAAUUCCAUUAUCAAGGCCAUGGUCCCUUUGUUGCAUAUUGCCCUGCUGGUGCUGUUUGUCAUUAUUAUCUAUGCCAUCAUUGGACUGGAGUUAUUCAUGGGGAAGAUGCAUAAGACCUGCUACCAUGUGCAAGGGGGACUGAUAGAUACACCUGCAGAAGACGACCCGUCUCCCUGUGCCCCCCAGUCUGCGCACGGGCGGCAGUGCCAGAACGGCACGGAGUGCAAGGCAGGCUGGGAGGGACCUAAACAUGGCAUCACGAACUUUGACAAUUUUGCUUUUGCCAUGCUGACAGUGUUUCAGUGCAUCACGAUGGAGGGCUGGACAGAUGUGCUCUACUGGAUGCAGGACGCUAUGGGCUAUGAGUUACCAUGGGUGUAUUUUGUCAGUCUGGUCAUCUUUGGAUCCUUUUUCGUUCUAAAUCUGGUUCUUGGUGUGUUGAGCGGGGAGUUUUCCAAAGAAAGAGAGAAGGCUAAGGCUCGAGGCGAUUUCCAGAAGUUACGGGAAAAACAACAGCUAGAGGAGGAUUUGAAGGGAUACUUAGACUGGAUAACUCAAGCAGAAGAUAUUGAUCCAGAAAAUGAAGAUGAAGGCAUGGAUGAGGAGAAGCCUCGAAACAUGAGCAUGCCCACCAGUGAGACCGAGUCCGUGAACACAGACAACGUCCCUGGAGCGGAUAUGGAAGGCGAAAACUGCGGCGCUAGGCUGGCGCAUCGGAUCUCAAAAUCAAAAUUUAGUCGCUACUGGCGCCGAUGGAAUCGAUUCUGCAGAAGAAAGUGCCGUGCUGCUGUCAAGUCCAAUGUUUUCUAUUGGUUGGUGAUCUUCCUUGUGUUCCUCAACACCCUCACCAUUGCCUCUGAACACUACAACCAGCCAGACUGGCUCACGGAGGUCCAAGACACUGCCAACAAGGUGCUGCUAGCUCUUUUCACGGCAGAGAUGCUGCUGAAGAUGUACAGCCUUGGUCUCCAGGCCUAUUUUGUGUCCCUCUUCAACCGCUUUGACUGUUUCAUUGUGUGCGGAGGAAUCCUGGAAACGAUCCUGGUUGAGACAAAGAUCAUGUCACCACUGGGCAUUUCGGUUUUGAGAUGUGUUCGACUCCUAAGAAUAUUUAAAAUCACAAGAUAUUGGAACUCCCUGAGUAACCUUGUGGCUUCACUCCUGAACUCAGUUCGCUCCAUUGCCUCCCUGUUGCUGCUUCUCUUCCUCUUCAUUAUCAUCUUCUCGCUCCUGGGGAUGCAGCUCUUUGGGGGCAAGUUUAACUUUGAUGAGAUGCAGACCAGGAGGAGUACAUUUGACAACUUCCCUCAGUCCCUCCUCACAGUGUUUCAGAUCCUGACUGGGGAGGACUGGAAUUCGGUGAUGUAUGAUGGGAUCAUGGCUUAUGGCGGCCCCUCUUUUCCAGGAAUGUUGGUCUGUAUUUACUUCAUCAUCCUCUUCAUCUGUGGAAACUAUAUCCUGCUGAAUGUAUUUUUGGCCAUUGCUGUGGACAACCUUGCUGAUGCUGAGAGUUUAACAUCUGCACAGAAAGAGGAGGAAGAGGAAAAAGAAAGGAAAAAGCUAGCAAGAACUGCAAGUCCUGAAAAGAAACAGGAGAUGGAAAAAACAGAUGUGGAGGAAGAGACAAAGGAGGAGAAAAUCGAGCUGAAAUCGAUCACUGCUGAUGGAGAAUCCCCACCUGCUACCAAGAUCAACGUGGAUGAUUAUCAGCCCAAUGAAAACGAAGAAAAGAGCCCAUAUCCCACAACGGAAGCACCAGUCUGCCCAUGCUCAGUGUUUGCUCUGUACAUGCACUCAUCCAGACACGAUCCCAGAUGUGGCAGUGGCUCCAUGGAGAUCCUCACAAAUAGGAGAAAAACAGAUCUUGAUAAACCAGAGGAAUGGUUUCGUGUCCACUGCCAUCGAAUCGUUAACGAUAACAUUUUCACCAACCUGAUCCUAUUUUUCAUCUUGCUCAGCAGCAUCUCCCUGGCAGCUGAGGACCCCGUCCGACACCUCUCCUUUAGGAACCAAAUUCUCUAUUAUUUUGAUAUAGUUUUUACUGUCAUUUUCACCAUUGAAAUUGCUCUAAAGAUCCUAGGCAAUGCAGACUAUGUCUUCACUAGUAUCUUUACAUUAGAAAUUAUUCUUAAGAUGACUGCCUACGGGGCUUUCCUCCAUAAGGGCUCCUUCUGCAGAAACUAUUUCAACAUCUUAGACCUGCUGGUGGUCAGCGUUUCUCUCAUCUCCUUUGGGAUCCAGUCCAGUGCCAUUAAUGUGGUGAAGAUCCUGCGUGUUCUGCGAGUCCUUAGACCACUGAGGGCCAUCAACAGAGCCAAAGGACUUAAGCACGUGGUCCAGUGUGUGUUUGUCGCCAUCCGAACCAUUGGAAACAUUGUGAUUGUCACCACUUUGCUGCAGUUCAUGUUUGCCUGCAUUGGAGUUCAGUUGUUCAAGGGCAAGCUGUACAGCUGCACUGAUAGCUCCAAGCAGACAGAAGCAGAAUGCAGAGGGUACUACAUCACCUACAAGGAUGGGGAGGUCAGCCAGCCCAUGAUACAGCCCCGGAGCUGGGAGAACAGCAAGUUUGACUUCGACAACGUCUUGACUGCCAUGAUGGCCCUCUUCACUGUCUCAACCUUUGAGGGCUGGCCAGAGUUGCUGUAUAGGUCCAUUGAUUCCCACAUGGAAGAUGUGGGACCCAUCUAUAAUCACAGGGUUGAGAUCUCCAUCUUCUUUAUUAUCUACAUCAUCAUCAUUGCUUUCUUCAUGAUGAACAUCUUCGUUGGUUUCGUCAUCGUCACAUUUCAGGAACAAGGAGAACAAGAGUACAAGAACUGUGAGCUGGACAAAAACCAGCGCCAGUGUGUAGAAUAUGCCCUGAAAGCCCGGCCCCUGCGGAGAUACAUCCCUAAAAACCAGUACCAGUACAAAGUUUGGUAUGUGGUCAACUCCACCUAUUUUGAAUACCUGAUGUUCGUUCUGAUCCUGCUGAACACCAUCUGCCUGGCCAUGCAACACUACGGUCAGAGCUGCAUGUUCAAGGAAGCCAUGAACAUCCUCAACAUGCUCUUCACUGGCCUCUUCACUGUUGAGAUGGUCCUGAAAUUAAUCGCCUUCAAACCCAAGGGUUACUUUAGUGAUCCUUGGAAUGUUUUUGACUUCCUCAUCGUAAUUGGCAGCAUUAUAGACGUCAUUCUCAGUGAAACUAAUCACUAUUUCUGUGAUGCAUGGAAUACAUUUGACGCCUUGAUUGUUGUGGGUAGCAUUGUUGAUAUAGCAAUCACCGAGGUGAACCCAGCUGAACAUACCCAAUGCUCUUCCUCUAUGAACGCAGAGGAAAACUCUCGCAUCUCAAUCACCUUCUUCCGACUCUUCCGCGUGAUGCGUCUCGUGAAGCUCCUGAGCCGAGGGGAGGGCAUCCGGACUCUGCUUUGGACCUUCAUCAAAUCCUUCCAGGCUCUCCCCUACGUGGCUCUAUUAAUAGUGAUGUUGUUCUUCAUCUACGCUGUGAUUGGGAUGCAGGUGUUUGGUAAAAUUGCGCUGAACGAUACCACGGAAAUCAACCGCAACAACAACUUCCAGACCUUCCCCCAGGCAGUGCUGCUGCUUUUCAGGUGUGCCACUGGUGAGGCCUGGCAGGAAAUCAUGCUGGCAUGUCUCCCAGACAAGAAGUGCGACCCGGAGUCAGAGCCGGCCAACUCCACCGAAGCCGAUCACUCCUGUGGCAGCAGCUUCGCUGUCUUCUAUUUCAUCAGCUUCUACAUGCUCUGUGCCUUCCUGAUCAUCAAUCUUUUUGUAGCUGUUAUAAUGGAUAACUUUGAUUACCUGACACGGGACUGGUCCAUUUUAGGACCACACCACCUGGAUGAGUUUAAAAGGAUCUGGGCAGAGUAUGACCCUGAAGCUAAGGGACGGAUCAAACACCUGGAUGUGGUGACGCUGCUCCGGCGGAUUCAGCCCCCCCUGGGCUUCGGGAAGCUCUGCCCUCACCGGGUGGCUUGCAAACGCCUUGUCUCCAUGAAUAUGCCACUGAACAGUGAUGGGACUGUCAUGUUCAAUGCCACUCUCUUUGCUUUGGUCAGAACAGCACUGAGGAUCAAGACAGAAGGUAACCUGGAGCAAGCCAACGAAGAGCUGAGAGCAAUAAUUAAGAAAAUCUGGAAGCGCACCAGCAUGAAGCUGCUGGACCAGGUGGUGCCUCCUGCGGGUGAUGACGAGGUGACCGUUGGGAAGUUCUACGCCACUUUCCUGAUUCAGGAGUAUUUCCGGAAGUUCAAGAAACGUAAAGAGCAGGGGCUGGUGGGAAAGCCCUCCCAGCGCAACGCGCUCUCCUUACAGGCUGGUCUGCGCACACUCCACGACAUUGGCCCAGAGAUCCGACGAGCAAUUUCUGGAGACCUGACAGCUGAGGAGGAGUUAGAUAAGGCCAUGAAAGAAGCUGUCUCUGCUGCCUCUGAAGAUGAUAUCUUCCGGAGAGCUGGAGGCUUGUUUGGAAACCAUGUCAGCUAUUACCAAAGUGAUGGCAGGAGCGCAUUCCCCCAGACAUUUACCACCCAGCGACCUCUGCACAUCAAUAAGUCUGGCAACAACCACGGAGAUACCGAGUCUCCAUCUCAUGAGAAGCUGGUGGACUCCACCUUCACUCCCAGCAGCUACUCAUCUUCAGGCUCCAAUGCCAACAUCAACAAUGCCAACAACACUGCCCUGUGCCGCUUCCCCAGCCCACCCACCUACCCCAGCACUGUCAGCACAGUGGAAGGCCAUGGGACCCCCUUGUCACCCACGAUAUGUGUGCAGGAGGCUCCUUGGAAACUGCCAUCCAAAAGGACACAUUACUACGAAACACUGGGACGCUCCAGUUCCAGAGACAGCCAGCUGGCAAUUGUUUGCCAAGAGGAAGUGUCUCAGGAUGAGACUUAUGAUGAAAAUUUGAAUGAAGACAUUGAGUACUGUAGUGAACCAAGUCUGCUCUCUACCGAAAUGCUUGCAUACCAAGAUGAUGAAAACAGACAACUCACUCCACCAGAAAACAGCAAAGGAGAGGACACCCGGCACUCUCCGAAGAAAGGGUUUCUGUGCUCCUCAGCACUAGGUCGAAGGGCAUCUUUUCACUUAGAGUGUUUGAAAAGACAGAAGAACCAGGGCGUGGAUGUCUCGCAGAAGACAGUUCUGCCUUUGCAUCUGGUACAUCAUCAGGCGUUAGCAGUGGCCGGCCUGAGUCCCCUGCUCCAGCGAAGCCAUUCCCCCACCAUGUUCUCCCGGCUGUGUGCUACGCCCCCCGCCACCCCCUGCAACCGUGGCUGGCAGCAACAGACCAUCCCGACCCUGCGCCUCGACGGGGCGGAGUCCACUGAGAAACUCAACAGCAGCUUCCCGUCGGUGCACUGCGGCUCCCGGUUCCCCGACAGCACCGGCUGCAGCAGCCCCAGGAGAGCCAGGCCAGUGUCCCUCACCGUCCCCAGCCCGACCGCCGGGAGCAGCAGGCAGUUCCACGGCAGCGCCAGCAGCCUGGUGGAAGCGGUCUUGAUUUCGGAAGGACUGAUGCAGUUUGCUCAAGAUCCAAAGUUCAUUGAGGUCACAACCCAGGAGCUCGCAGACGCCUGCGACAUGACGAUAGAAGAGAUGGAAAAUGCAGCAGACAACAUUCUCAAUGGUAACAGCAAGCAGAGCCCCAAUGGCAACCUCUUGCCUUUUGCUAACUGCAGGGACCCAGGGCAGGACAGUGCAGGAGAGGAAGAGGAAGAGGUGCAGAACCCGGAUUGUAGAAUAAGUCAGGAGGAGCUCAAGGACAGCAGGAUUUAUAUCAGCAGCCUGUAGUUGCCAGGGCUGGAAGCGAUGCUGGUUUUUUAUUUGUUUCAAUGUUCCUAAUGGGUUUGUUUCAGAAGUGCCUCACUGUUCUCGUGACCUGGAGUAACCGGAACAGCGUUCUUCAUUCAUUUCUGUUGGGACGAGUCGCAGAGUUGGGUGGUGUAAGAAAGCUUUUCAGGAGCGGAUAUAACCCCAGCACGUGUCCAUGAAGGAAGAGUGAAGAGGAGGAGGAAGAGGAGGAGAGCAAGCUCCCUCUUUUUUUCAGUCCCUGCACAAGGAACGACAACUGCCUCCGGAGCACGAAGGGGAACCUCAGCUUCCUGUGGAUGGCCCUAGCCAAAAGGACCCUGCGCCAAACGGGUGUCUUUCGACUUUGCUUGUAAAAAUCAUUUUGCACAUAUUCUGUAUGAGCCUCACCGUCUCCAUAAAGCCAAGGCCCUUUGAUUUGGAAGGAGAGGAAGACUUCUGCUGUGGAUUCCCAUGCCGCGAGGGGGAGGAGGAAGCAGGAGAAGCGCAGGGGUGCCCGAGGGGCAGGCGGCGGAGCUGCCCAGCCCCGCCGAGACUCCCAGGCAGUGGUCCCUGCCAACCAAUCCGAGCGCAGGCAGCCACUCCUGCCGACCAAUCAGAGCUCGGGCAGUCACCUGCCAGCUAAUCCGAGCUCAGGCAGCCUCCUGCUGGCCAAUCAGAGCUCAGACAGCCAGCCAUGCCAGCCAAUGGGAGCGCCGCCUCUGCAGCGGGGCGGAGCCGACCUGCCCCACCCAUGCUGAGGUGGUGGUGGUGGGCUCGUGUAGAUCCCUUCUUGUUUUGCGGUUUGAUAUUUCCUUGAAAGCAUGUUGCAGUUUUUAUUUUGACCUUUUUUUCUUUUUUUUUCCUUUUUUUUUUUUUUGAGGGAGAAGGGAGUGUUUACAGCGUUUUGUAAUCACCUACCUUUUUUGGUUUGGUUUAUUUUCACCUUUGCAAAUGUUAAAUUGGUUUGAUCAUGUUGUAUUAUUUAAACUGGGGUGGGGGGGUCUCCAUUGAAAUUUGGUAGAAGUAUAACGAUAAUAGACGAGUUUUACCAACCAUUAUGUACACCAAGAAUUUGUAAUUUUAUUUACUAGUAACUGAAACCUUUUUUUGUUGUUGUUUUAUAAUUUAAAGAUAGUAGGCAAUGCACUUGAUAUAGUCUUGCACAUUUGAGUGAUUGAUUUGGGUUCUUUUUAGUGCUAAGUAUAUCUGUGAGUGUGGGAGCAAUACGGGGCGAGUGUGCGUGUGCGCGCGUGUGUGUGUGUAAGUGCAUGCAGCUCUCCACAUCCUGGUUUGAGCUGCAGGAGAUCUGUAUCUGGGGCCAUUUGAAUGCAAAAACAAACCACUGUCUCUGCUUUUGAAAAAGGGAAUCAGUAACUUUGCAUUUUCUGUUCCACAAGAUAUGCAAAAACAAUGCAAUAAUAUUAAUUUUAAAAAUAAAAUUGUAAGUUGUGUUGGCAUUAAAACUGUAUAGAAAAAAAAAUUGCGGGGGUGGGGGGAACUAAAAAAAAAAAAAAACCCAGAAGGCGUUACGCUUCAAUAUAUUCCGUGUGAUGUUUUAUUGCAUUGAUAAUGUUUCUGUUGAAGAAACCGUUAUACUUGAAUUCAGGUCAGUUUCAGUAUUUUUCAAAUAUUUUUUUAAAAUGAAUUGCAAUUGUGCCAAGCAAAGAUAAUGAAUUGAAUUAAGUUUGUUUAAAAAAAAAAAGAAAAAAAAGAAUCACUUCUUGUAUAUUUUGCUGCAUGUCAAGUGAAUCAUUUCGUAUUUGGAAUGUGCCAAGCUUUACCUUUGAACUUUUAAGUGCUUUUCUACGUGUGGUUGGGGAAAGGGGUACUAUUUUUUUUUCCUUUUUUAAUUUGUACAAUGAACAAAGUGUACCUGGUGUAAGUAACUAUUCUGCAAUCCACUGACAGGUUGAACGUUACUGAUUUUGCAUAUCUUGUGUUCAUUUUCCUUCUUCCUCACCCCCUUUUAACAUGCACGAUGACUUUAUUGGUAGAGAAUCUUUCUUCCCUAGACUGGGACAUUUUAUUCAGGCUUUAUUUUCUUUCCUUUUGCUCAAUUUCUGUAAAGGUCUCAUCCCACUCAAGGGUGGCAAGACCCCCAAGCCCAUUUGGCAGAUCCAUCCUACAUAGUCAGCUGGCACCAGCAAUUCAAGGAGCGGAGGGGAAAAAAAUCUGCUUUCAAAAUUAUUUAAUUAGAUAGCUGACCCUGCUCAAUUAUAGCAGGGUGCUGGGAUAAGAAAUGCAAGAAUCAGAAUAGUUAGAAAAGUAAAGUUGUCUAACUCUGUCCUGAACUGAAAGCAGAGGGUAAGCGAGGGAGAGAGCUCUGGAUCUUUAUUAGGAGAAUUGCUGAGACUGGUCAAGAUGCAGAUGCUGAGUCACUUUUGAGUGUUCCUAUGCAUAGUCUCAGUCCUCUUCCCAGACUUCAGUGGAUGGGUCAGAUUCUAAGUCACAAAACAUCUGACAGCACAGCGUGUCCCAGCCAGAUUUCCUGACUAGUGAGUAUGAAACUGUCUUUUCUCACAUUGACACUCAGCCCUAACCCAUGAGAGAGGCUGAAAAAAACAGGCAUGUAUUGUUAGAUUUUUUGCAACUGAUUUUUGUCCAGACUACUGCUGUUUUUUCUCCCUUCUCAAGAUGGUUCACAAAUUUGCAGAUCAGUGCUGAGUUAGGCGGUGUGAUCUGACUCAGAGCUAAACUUCCAUUCAAAUCUUGAGCUUCUGCAGAUGUCCGAGAACACCAUUUAUUGCAUACGUUGAUUACAUUAUUUUUGUAAUGCUCUCAUUUUUCUUCUUGAUUCUCUGGGGCAUAAAGGAGAAAUACCAAAGGGUGGUUUUGACAAUGCACUUUUUGAACUGGCCAGUAUCAGCUUAAGAUACCUUCAAAAAAACCCCAAGUAUGUUUAAACUAGAGAAAUACAAAUCCAUUUGUACAACCAUCUGUCAUCAAAGUCGUAAUUCAAGACUUCCCCGGAGAAAGUAACCAGCUGAUGUCGGUCAGUCUCACUUUUUCCAUCCCUUGUGCCCGUAUCAAGAUGGGCACACAAGUGUGUCUCCCUUUGAGUUUGUUGCUGCUAGUGCUGAUAUGCUCCAAAGGUGCUUGAAAGAAAAGAAUGCUGUGCCUGGCAGUGUAAGGGCUCCCUGUCUCAUUUUCUUCCACUAGAAAGUCCAUCUGACUCUCCCAGUCGGAGACAGAAGGUCUUCUCUGCUCCUGACAAACAGAACACUUAUCUAAAUUAGUGGUGACAAAGGGCAUUUUGGAUGCUUGGCAGCCUGUGUCAUCUUUGAGGACUUUUCUUGAUGGGAAGGAAAACGGCGGAAAGGAUUAUGCCCCACACAUUCCUGGUGAAAGCUGCGACUCCCUCAAGGGUCAGAGCCUACAAUGCCCAGGGGAAACUCUGCUCUGUCCUAGGUCCUGCAGAGUGGAAAAUGUAUGGCUAGCAGAGAAUGCAGAUGGCUUUUGCAGUUUGAGAGGCAGGUGUUAAAUUUAGUAAUUGCUGGUGCCAGCUGUGCAAAUUUCUCUUUCUGGGGAGGGCGGCAUUUUUAUUUAUUUUUUUUUUUCAUUUGAGGUACUUCCAAUGUGCACAUUGUGACAGGCCUGAGCAAAGAGCUACUGCCUCCUUCAAGUGAGGCAGAGUCUGGGGGACAGUGGGAAGGAGGGGGCAGGUUUAGUUCCUGGAGUGUUUUCCUGCAUAUGGGAGUGGAUGGUGGGUACGUACAAUCACUGUGCUGUGGGUGGAAGCUUUGAAGGAACCGAUGGCUGAGGAGUGGUAUGGAAGGAAAGGAAAGAAAGGGGAAAAGAAAACAAAUCUGCUGUUUGCCUGAGCCUCUCUGACUUGCAAGAGUACACUGCAGACUAAAGACAUUUCUUCUAAAACAACAAACCUCCUCCCUGUAUCACUCCUGCUCAUUAGUCCAGACAGUACUGGGCCAGCCACACCAGGUGCAUUUCUUUUUUUCUUCCUUAUUUCUGUGUGGCUGACUUGAUGGGAAAGAAAGCAGAACUCAUGAUCCAGAGCUGGAGUUUCAAUACCCACAGACCUGUUGUGCAUCAUCUGCCUCUUCAGCUGGACAUGUGGACGAUGAUGGUGUAGAUGCUGCUGCUACUGCAGGGGUCCCGCCUGGUUUAUUACCCUGCCCACCACACCCCAGCACGGAGGGACAGCCAGAGAGGCGCCAUGUACAGAAUCGCAUCUAUUUCUGCUUUGUUUUCUGACUCAGAACCCUGCCCCGAUGACUACGACAACAAUGACGACAACAACAACAACAAAGAAAGGGCAAAUGCAUUUUUUACAUUUCUUGAUAAUUUCCAAAGCAAUGUAUCAUUGCUUUCUUUAGACUGACGCCAAUAUAACAGUUGUAUGGGUCUCAGCCAGGCUCCUGUGUCUUUUCUGCCUGAUAGUUUCAGAUUGCUCUAUGGAAUGUAUGCGCUUUGCACACAGACACAAUCAUACGGGGUGGCGGCACCACGAGCCCGUGGGGUUGCUCACCUGAGUCACAGAUGAAGUUGGAGGCCUUGCUUCGUACGUUUAGAUGAGAAACCCCGACCCACUGGUCCAGUGAGCUGAAGUGAAGCAGCCCUGCUGGGACAGAACUGAGUAUCCUAAGAUAUAUGCAUGGUCCUGUCGUGACUGUCCCCAUGGCAGGGGCAGGGUGGGGGACAGGAACACUGAAUGGGGAAUUUGGAGCACAGCCAAUAUAAAAUAAGUAGAAUCCAGUUGGGGUUUCUCGUAGUGGUGAGAUUUUUAUCAGUUCCCAUAAUGAAAACUGUAGUGCAUAUAAAGAAAACAUUCCAGAGCAUCAGAAGCCCCCGUUCCCAUCUUGCUAACAUGGAGGCUGGAGGGCACUAGAGGCCACAGAGGUUUUAUUGAUACAAAGAAUGUGGAAAACAGAACUGGGCCCUGAAAAAUUUAAUUAUGUUUUCCCCCCAUUUAUUUUCUUCUUCAAAGAAGUCUAACAAAUAUAAUUCUCAGUAGCUGCACAGGGUUUCUUUUUUUCUUCUUCUGAAUGCUGCAAAGUUUUUAAAGUUUUAUUCCGUAAGCAAGCCCAAGAAUCCAGAAGGUUUCCAGUGGGAUCUCAGUCUGUGGAGCUUUUAUCCCUGUUCCUGCUUUGUUUCUGAACAGCUGAAACCACUACGGCCUUGCUGCUAGAGUACUCUGAGGUGGGAAGGGCAGGGUGGGGGGUGAGGGCAGAAGGACAGCAAGAGACAUGUCCUGAACUGAAAACAGAUGGGGCUCCAAUUGCUCUCAGAGAAGUCAGUAGCAUCACACUGGAAUGGAAAAAAAAACAAAAACAAAAAC